Messenger RNA from Metopolophium dirhodum (rose-grain aphid), 2515 nucleotides. RefSeq lists its product as uncharacterized. The record is from RefSeq and is a predicted model, not a curated record. NCBI's taxonomy places the organism in Eukaryota, Metazoa, Arthropoda, Insecta, Hemiptera, Aphididae. The coding region runs from base 236 to 952 and encodes 238 amino acids. The transcript is spliced from 6 exons.
UAUAAUACCAUUGAUUAUAAAUACUAUUUAAUCUAUUCUGUGAUAUUAUCAGCUAUGGCUAUUGCUAUAUUUAGAAUUAUUAUUAUAUUAUAAAACCAUUGAUUAAGAUUUAAGACAUAUUUUACAGUACCUACAGUUUUAUGUAUAGUUUUAUUUUAGUUAUUAUUUAAUCUACUUUAUUCAAUGUUGGUUUGAAAAUUUAACUAUUUAAGUAUUAAAUUUUUUAAUAUUAAUAAUGCAUAAGUGGCUGAUAAAAAAAGAGAAAACAAUCGACCCUGCUAUAUCUACCAUUACAGCUCAAAAUGAGCAUACUAAUAAUGAUAUGCCUGAAGAGCCUGGUGUUAAUGUUUGUUUUGAAAAAGUUACUCAGACUAAAGAUGAUGUUAAUUUAAAAAUUAUAAGUAAUAAUGAAAACAAUGGUGAUGAAAAUGGAGCUUCUUAUGUGGCAAAUAAAUUAAAUUCUGUAAACGAUUUGUUAAAUAAUUCUGAUAUGCCUGAAGAGCCUGAUGUUGAGAGUAAUAUGAUAAAUAAUGCUUGUUUUGAAAAAGUUGCUCAUACCAAAGAUUUUACUUUAGUUGAUUUUGUGACUUCAUAUAAAGAAGCUUCUGGACAUUCUCAGAUUAAAGAUAAGCUCAUUUCAACUAGCCUUCUCAAGAUAUUGAUAAAUUGUGCUAGUUGGGAAUCAUUAACUGUUUCAAUAACCCGUGUUCUUUCAAUGAAACCUCACAGUGCAGAUGUUGAGCGCUUAAUCAGUUAUUAUAAUAUUAUUAAAACUGUAGACCGGUCACAAUUAUCUCCAGACACAAUAAAAGAUAGUCUCUACAUUAAAUUAAAUAUGCCAACAUUGAGUGAAUUCAACCCUCAUAAUGCAGUACUAGAAUGGCUAAAGGCAAAAAAAAGGCAUAAUAAGCCUCUGCAUUGUAGUCAACAAAUUGGAAAGCACUUACGCUGACGAGAACGACGAAUACCUCGUGCGUCUAGUUACUCUUCUGUCUACCAUUGAUACGGGCGCAACUACUGCAAGUGGUGACGAUCAGACCCCGGAGUCGGAACCUGAAGGACAAAAUCCGAUUCUUGGAGGCGCAGAUAGAAAAGAGUUAAACGAAAAUGUCGAGGAGUCUGUCUCCUUGUACAGUGAUGGAUUGCCGAGCGGCGAUGCGCUGUCAUCUGUAGCAGAGUCGGAGCUUACUCCGAUCCCAGAGACAGCACCGCUCGGCAACAACAACACGGUCCAGGAAGACGACAAUUCGAACAUUUCGGAAGCAGAAGAGGACCAUUCCGUUUUGCUGGCGACCAGUUGUACGUCGUCGUGUGGGGACGCGCCGUCCUCGGGAGUCGGGGCCUGUCGAUUCCACUCCGACUCCCGAGGGUGGACCGCUCGACGAAUUUUGGAUGAGAACGACGGAAUGGAGGGGAGGAUACGAGAAAGAGCACGGACGGUGCGCGGCGGUAAGUCACCCGUGCACGUUCUCCGACCACCCGUGGCGCGACGGGUUCCGCUGACGUAGCGCGCUCGGUCGUUGCAGUUGACGCGCGAGACCCUCUGGCGGCUCGGCGAGCGCCCGGCUGCAGUUACGGUCACGCGGAGGGCGGUGACGGAAAACGGCGACGACACGGCGGCUAUAAAGUAGAGGUACCGGCGUGGGCAACGAUUCCGCCCCGACGGUACAACGGCGAUGGCGACUCGGUACGACGGCAGCGGUGGAGACUUCGGCACGGGGUGAGUGGUAUGGAGAUUUGCGUGCAGGAACACGGGGACGUCAGCGAUGCCGGACUCGCGGAAACUUAACUGUUUCACAGGGUGAGACUUCACCGCGGCGGCGGAACGAAGAUGCGGCCGAAGGGACAACGCCAGGGCGAAAAUUACCGAGGGUCAAGGAUCGCGCUGUGGUCCGCUGACUCUCGCCUUUUCGCCCAGCGGUAAUCCCACAUCGGUCUCUUCGCUCGUCCCCACCGGUUCUGCAGCACAAAAUCUCACUUCGCUCGCUCCGCGUCUUGGUCUUCGCCGUCUGUCAGCCGAGUCGUCGCGUCGUCGACAGUCGACGCGCACUAGCCGCCGUCCGUCGCCGUCAACCGUGGUCGCUUCCGUGGCCGUCUCGGUCUGGCCUCGCCAGCUGGGCAAGGUCGUCAAGCGUCCGAGCAAACGCGCCAGUGACACUUGUCAAACCGCGGGACAGGUCGGAGAAUGUGCAGAGGUGACCAGUGGCCAGCAACAUUGCAUUUCCGCACCAAUUCGCCAUCUCGCAUCCUCCCCCCUUGUUUAUUGUGUCUCUUGUCCGUCGUAGGUAUAUAUUUUUUUCUUUAAAUUUCAUUAAAUUAUCUCAAAUUGUUAAAUAGUUCACAUAUUAUUGUAAAUUUCGAUUUUUUUUUCUUUUAUUAUCAUGAACAUAAUUAUUAUGUAAAAUAUUAUAUUUAUAGCCAAUGUGCUAAUUUUUUUGAAAAUUAUUGUUUAUACAUUUUCGUAUUAUUUUUGGUUUAUAAUUAAUAAACAUAUUUUGAUGUGAACAAAAAAAUA